Messenger RNA from Patiria miniata (bat star), 720 nucleotides. RefSeq names its product probable gluconokinase. The record is from RefSeq and is a predicted model, not a curated record. The transcript is spliced from 5 exons. Gene Ontology annotation, molecular function: gluconokinase activity. NCBI's taxonomy places the organism in Eukaryota, Metazoa, Echinodermata, Asteroidea, Valvatida, Asterinidae. The coding region runs from base 137 to 718 and encodes 193 amino acids. Gene Ontology annotation, cellular component: cytoplasm.
AAACACCGCCCCCAUGUGCUCAUAUUUCAUAAUGCCAAAAUAAGAGAGAAAAUACUUAGGCCUAAUUUACUUUUUUCUAAAAAGGCUUCAGUAAAAUUUUCUUUUCAAUUUCUAUUUAAAAACUUGAUGCAGAAGAAUGGCAAUUGUAGUGUUGAUGGGUGUCUGUGGAAGCGGAAAAUCCACGGUUGGCAGAUGCCUUUCUGAAAAGACUGGUUGGCCAUUUGUAGAUGCAGACGACCACCACCCAAAGACAAACAAACAAAAAAUGGCAAAGGGAAUUCCCCUGAAUGACGAGGAUCGACAUGGAUGGCUUCUCACCUUGCACCACAUUCUAAGAAGCUGGAAGAUUAACAACCAGAGUGGUAUUCUAGCCUGCUCUGCUUUAAAAAGAAGCUAUCGAGAAAUCCUGUGCACAGGACGGACAGAAAUAGGACAUAACAGUUCUGAAGGGACAACAGACAAUGCAGGAACUUUAAAAGACAGCAUUAUCUUUGUCUAUCUUAAGGGAUCAGCGGAGGCCAUUUUGUCCAGAAUGACGGGUCGGGACAGUCACUUCAUGCCAGUGUCGUUACUUGAUUCCCAGUUUAAGACACUCGAGGAACCACAUCCCGAAGAAGGAAUAAGGGUUUUAACUGAGGAUAUCUGCCAGCCGGUUGAAGUUAUAGUAAGACACAUUUUGGACUUUGUCUCAGCACAAAGCAAUGGCCUGAAAUUAUGAAA